AUGCAUCUAUCUCUGGCCAUCUUGUCGUUUCUGGCUGUGUGCAGUCAUGCGAUUCCAUUUAACAUACAGACACGAGAUGUUCCAGCCGACGAAUUAACGCAAUUCCACUUCUGGGUCGAGUAUGCUGCGGCAUCAUAUUGUCAUGACAACUAUGUUGCCAAAACCGGUCACAAAUUGACAUGUUGGGCAAACAACUGUCCCCAGGUUGAACAGUCUGAUACAGAGAUCCUGUUUGAUUUCUCCAACACUACCAUCACUGACACCUCUGGCUUUGUCGCGCUGGACAAAACUAACAAGGCCAUUGUCAUUGCCUUCCGCGGCUCAUACUCAGUACGCAACUGGAUAGCCGAUGCGACCUUUAUCUACACCGACCCGGGCUUGUGCGAUGGGUGCUUCGCUGAACUCGGAUUCUGGAGUUCAUGGAUCCUGGUCCGUGAUUCCAUUGUGGAGGUCGUCUCCCAGCACCCUGACUAUGAACUGGUUGUGGUGGGACAUAGUUUGGGAGCCGCGGUGGCCACGCUCGCUGCGGCUGAUAUCCGGGGCAAGGGCAUUUCAGCCAAGUUAUACGCAUAUGCUUCGCCGCGGGUGGCUAACCCGGCCCUGGCCAGGCAUAUCACGGCGCAGAGCGGUAACUAUCGAUUUACGCAUAUUGAUGAUCCCGUGCCUAAGCUGCCUUUCCUGGCAAUGGGGUAUGUGCAUGUUAGUCCGGAGUAUUAUAUAACAUCCGGAAAUAAUGCUACUGUUCACACUGGGGAUAUUGAGGUGUUGGAGGGGGAGGUCAAUUUUCACGGCAAUACAGGGACGGGGCCGCCAUCUUUGACUGCUUUUGCUGCUCAUAAUUGGUACUUUGGGAAGACUGACGGCUGCAAGGGGCCUGGAUUGCCAUUGUAG
Molecule: messenger RNA, 891 nt
Organism: Aspergillus chevalieri
Lineage: Eukaryota; Fungi; Ascomycota; Eurotiomycetes; Eurotiales; Aspergillaceae
Product: lipase family protein
Exons: 3
Coding region: 1-891 (296 amino acids)
Biological process (GO): lipid catabolic process
Source: RefSeq, a predicted model, not a curated record